Effrenium voratum is the source of this 1032-nucleotide messenger RNA. The record is from the annotation of a GenBank genome assembly. NCBI's taxonomy places the organism in Eukaryota, Dinophyceae, Suessiales, Symbiodiniaceae.
GAGGUGGAACUGCUUCGACUUGUUCGUCACCUUGGCCUCCAUCGUGGAUCUGCUCCUCACCUUUGCCCUGGAGCCCACCAGCGAGGUGGGGGCCCUGGGCGCCGCGCGGAUGCUGCGCCUCAUCCGCGUGGCGAAGAUCAUCCGUGUGGUUCGGUACCUCCGGAACGUGCGGGCCAUGAUCUUCACGCUGCUGCACACCUUGUCCUCCUUGGGCUGGAGCCUGGCUCUGAUGGCUAUGAUCAUGUUCUUGUUUGCAGUGGCCAUCACAGAGGCAGUCACCGCCCACUUGCUGCAGCAGGGGGCCGGCAGCGCCGCGGUCUUGGUGAAGUAUUGGGGUACCAUCGGGAGCUCCAUGUACACGCUGCUGCUGUCCAUCACGGGGGGCAUCAACUGGGAGGAGGCCGCGGCGGCCUUGGAGACGCUGCACCUCGUCUACCUGCAGCUCUUCGUUCUGUAUAUUUGUUUCAUGGUCUUCGCCAUGAUGAACGUCGUGACCGGGUUCUUCUGUGAGCACGCGUUCGAGAUGGCGCGCAGCGAGAAGGAUUCCUUGAUCCAGGAGCAGUUGCGACAGAAGCACCUCUACGUGAAACACUUUAGGCAGCUCUUCUCCGAGGGGGACGCGGAUGGGAGCGGCACCAUCAGCUUCGGGGAAUUCGAGCGCUUCGUGGAAGACGAGCACCUGCAGGCCUACCUGGCCCACCUGAACGUCGACCCGGAAAACGCCUGGCAGAUCUUCCGCCUCAUCGACUGCAACAAGGACGGGGAGGUGAGCAUCGACGAGUUCACCACGGGGCUGCUGACGAUGAAGGGCCCGGCCAAGGCGUUAGACCUGAAGAGCAUCGACUACAACAUGAACAAGGAGUCCAAGAGGAUGCAGCGGCGCAUGCAGUACAUCGACGCCCAGCUGAAGGAGAUCCAGUCGCUGCUGACCGCGCGCGUGGCGAGCUAACCGACCGCGCGCGCGGCUCCGGCGUUUGGAUCCGUAGGAACCCCUGUCUCAGUGCGGUUUCGGCGGCUAGUCAGCUAAGGGAA